This is a messenger RNA of Eruca vesicaria subsp. sativa (arugula), 1125 nucleotides long. Lineage: Eukaryota; Viridiplantae; Streptophyta; Magnoliopsida; Brassicales; Brassicaceae. The record is from the annotation of a GenBank genome assembly.
AAGAGAGGAGAGAGAAGAACAGAAAAGAGAGAGAGAGAGAGAAACAGGGAUUGAAGCAAGAAGCUAAUGGAGAGUACUGUAGCGGUGACAUGGAGCAGAGAAGAAGAGAAAUCAUUCGAGAACGCAAUUGCUAUGCAUUGUGUAGAUGAAGAGAUAAAAGAGGAACAAUGGAGCAAAAUGGCCUCAAUGGUUCCGACAAAAACAUUAGAACAAGUAAAGAAACAUUACCAUGUCCUUUUAGAAGACGUGAAGGCAAUAGAGAACGGACAAGUCCCAUUACCUCGUUAUCACCGAACCGGCGACGAAGCUUCUCCUGCGAACAGAGACUGUCAUUCCUCGGGGGGAAGUGGAUCAUCGGAGAAGAAACUAAACCACGGAGUCUCCGGGAUAAAUGGCAGCGGAAGGAGUGGUUCAAGAGCUGAGCAAGAGAGAAGAAAAGGGAUUCCAUGGACAGAAGAAGAGCAUAGGUUGUUUCUUUUGGGUUUGGAGAAAUUUGGGAAAGGAGAUUGGAAAAGCAUCUCAAGGAACUUUGUGAUCACAAGAACACCAACUCAAGUAGCAAGUCAUGCUCAAAAAUACUUUAUCCGGCUUAACUCUAUGAACCGAGAUCGAAGACGGUCUAGCAUUCAUGACAUCACUACCAUAAACAAUCAAGCUCCCGCGGUUACAGGACAACAACAACAAGUGGUUAAACAUAGACCAACUCAGCCACAUACACAGACGCAACUGCAUCAUCCGGGUCCAACAAUGGCUGGACUAGGGAUGUAUGGUGGUGCGCCAGUGGGACAACCGAUCAUCGCACCACCUGAUCAUAUGGGUUCAGCUGUUGGAACACCUGUGAUGCUUCCACCUCCAAUGGGAACCCAUCAUCACCAUAAUCUUGGAGUUGCUCCUUAUGCUUUACCGGCUUAUCCGGUUCCACCAAUUCCGCAGCAACAUCCAGCUCCAUCGACUAUGCAUUGACAUCAACAGUUGGUGAAAAAUGACACCACAUUGUAAUGUACAUUUCUCUAAUUGAAUAGGGAGCAAUAACGUACAGCAGAGGAAUCUUAGUACAUUUCUUGCACAGAUAUGUGGCCUUGUUGUGAUCUAAAGACAAUUUCAAGAAAUAAGAUAAAACUUGAA